GCUAUUAGAAGAGAAAGAUCAGCUGAGUCCUUUGGACCCGAUCAACUCAAUUCCGGAACUACUGAUUUCAACGACUUCGGCCCAACGCUCUCCAAGACAAUGAAAUAUACAAGUUAUAUCUUAGCUUUACAGCUUUGCGUGAUCUUGGGUUUUUCUAGCUGCUACUGCCAGUCCACAAUUUUUAACGAAACACAAAAACUAAAGAGAUAUUUUAAUGCAACAAGUCCAGAUGUAGGGAAUGGUGGACAUCUUUUCUUAGAUAUUUUGAUGAACUGGAAAGGGGAGAGUGACAUAAAAAUAAUUCAGAGCCAGAUCGUCUCCUUCUACUUCAAACUCUUUGAAAACAUUGAAGAUAACAAGACCAUUCAAAAUAGCCUGGAUAUUAUCAAGGAAGAGCUGCGUGUUAAAGUUUUCAACAGCAGCAACAGCAAAAUGGAAGACUUCAAGAAGCUAAUUCAAACUCCAGUAAAUGAUCAGAGGGUCCAGCGCAAAGCCAUAUCUGAACUCUACAAUGUGAUAACUGAGCUGUCAAAAUCUAACUCAAAGAUGCGGAAAAGGCGUCAGAAUCUGUUUCGUGGCUGGAGAGCAUCGAAAUAAUGGUCAUCUUGGCUGCAAUAUUUGAAUUUUUAAAUCUAAAUUUAUUUAUUAAUAUUUAAUAUUUUACAUUAUUUAUAUGGGGAAUCUAUUUUAAACUCAGAAUCAAAUUAUUUAUAAUAGCAAUUUUUAUCUAAUGAAAACAAAUAUCUAUUAAUAUAUGUAUUAUUUAUAACUUCUUUAAUCUAUGACUAUUUCACUUGACCCUUCUUUUCUGACUAGGUAAAACUAUGUGAUUUAUAAGGCUUUAUCUCAGGGGCCAAGUAGGCGGCCGACUGAAGCAAGACCCUGUGGGUUGUGCAUUUAGUUCAUUUGCUGAUAUAAUGAACACUUAUAAAUGAAAUGAUGUUAUACAGUUCCUGUCUAUUUGAAAUCAUGUCUGCAUUCUGAGCCACUGCUUUAAUGGCAUAUCACACAGCACUUGAAUGUGUAGGUCAUAUGACUUGUCCCCUGAUAAAAAACAUAGUAUCUCAUCUCAUCUCAUGCCUGGUGCUUCCGAAUAUCACUGAUAAUUGUG
This is a messenger RNA of Myotis myotis, 1111 nucleotides long. It is a transcript of the gene IFNG, whose product is annotated as interferon gamma. The coding region runs from base 100 to 597 and encodes 165 amino acids. Gene Ontology annotation, biological process: immune response. The transcript is spliced from 4 exons. Gene Ontology annotation, cellular component: extracellular region. Gene Ontology annotation, molecular function: type II interferon receptor binding. The record is from RefSeq and is a predicted model, not a curated record. Lineage: Eukaryota; Metazoa; Chordata; Mammalia; Chiroptera; Vespertilionidae.